This is a messenger RNA of Leptidea sinapis, 1044 nucleotides long. It is a transcript of the gene cyp33, whose product is annotated as peptidyl-prolyl cis-trans isomerase. Gene Ontology annotation, cellular component: intracellular membrane-bounded organelle. The transcript is spliced from 5 exons. The record is from RefSeq and is a predicted model, not a curated record. Bases 107 to 1027 code for a protein of 306 amino acids. Gene Ontology annotation, molecular function: peptidyl-prolyl cis-trans isomerase activity; RNA binding. Gene Ontology annotation, biological process: protein peptidyl-prolyl isomerization; protein folding. NCBI's taxonomy places the organism in Eukaryota, Metazoa, Arthropoda, Insecta, Lepidoptera, Pieridae.
AACAGAGUUGAAUGAAGUGGUUAAAUUCUCUUUGGUUAGAGUUUGUAAACACAGCGGUAUUUUUUUGAUAUAUGUUAAAUAAUACUGUAAGACAUAAGAAUUAAAUAUGAGUAGUAAGCCGAACUCAAAACGUACGAUUUAUGUCGGUGGAUUAGCAGAAGAAGUUGAUGAGAAAGUUUUACAUGCCGCUUUUAUACCUUUCGGUGAUCUUGUUGAUGUACAAAUACCGCUAGACUAUGAGACGGAAAAACAUAGAGGGUUUGCCUUUAUUGAGUUUGAAAAUGCCGAGGAUGCUGCUGCUGCUAUUGAUAACAUGAAUGAUUCUGAAUUGUUUGGCCGCACUAUAAGGGUAAAUGUUGCUGCACCACAGAGAAUAAAGGAAGGAUCAACAAGACCUGUUUGGUCGGAAGACAGCUGGCUUCAGAAACAUGCGGGUGAAACACUUGGAGUAGCCAAAGAUAAUGAAGAAAACAAUGAGACAAAGGAUAAAACUGUUGCAAUCAGUCCGGCUGCCCCUAAACCAACAGAGAAGAGAAACCCGCAAGUGUAUUUCGAUAUUUGCGUGGGUAAGCAAGAAAUUGGUAGAAUUAUAAUGAUGAUCAGAGCAGAUAUUGUGCCAAAAACAGCAGAAAAUUUCAGAGCCUUAUGCACUCAUGAAAAAGGAUUUGGUUACCAAGGAAGUAGUUUUCAUCGGAUCAUUCCAGACUUUAUGUGUCAAGGCGGUGAUUUUACAAAUCACAAUGGAACGGGAGGUAAAUCAAUAUAUGGAAGGAAGUUUGAAGAUGAAAAUUUCGUAUUGAAACAUACAGGACCCGGUAUUUUAAGUAUGGCCAACUCCGGACCGAAUACAAAUGGAUCUCAGUUUUUUCUUUGUACGGCUAAGACAGAUUGGCUUGACAAUAAGCACGUGGUAUUCGGUCACACAAUAUCGGGGCUGGAUGUUAUCAAGAAAAUGGAGAGAUACGGCAGUAAGAGUGGGACAACCUCAGCCAAAGUUACCAUAAGCAACUGUGGAGAAUUACAGUGAUAUAUCUAUUUAAUAAA